Messenger RNA from Saccostrea cuccullata (small rock oyster), 744 nucleotides. RefSeq lists its product as uncharacterized. NCBI's taxonomy places the organism in Eukaryota, Metazoa, Mollusca, Bivalvia, Ostreida, Ostreidae. The record is from RefSeq and is a predicted model, not a curated record. The transcript has a single exon. Gene Ontology annotation, cellular component: ribonucleoprotein complex. Bases 1 to 744 code for a protein of 247 amino acids. Gene Ontology annotation, biological process: retrotransposition. Gene Ontology annotation, molecular function: single-stranded RNA binding.
AUGUCAAAUCGAUUAGAACAAGUAUCUACUAAACUAAAUAAAUUAGAUCAUAUUGAAAGGAGACUUAAUGAACUGGAACGGAAUGUCAACACAGAGGUAAAAGAAAUGAAGGGCAAGGUCAACGGGGUGGAAGAGUGUGUGACACAUAUAAGUAAACAGUACGAUGAUCAAACGAGGGAAGUCAAAGAAAUGAAGAAAUCUGUUAGUAACAUAAGUAACGAAAAUGAAAUGAUCUUGAAUGAAUUAGAAAUGGCGAGGAAUAAAUUCGAGGAUUUGAACGAACGCAACUUAGAUCUACAAACCAGAUCGAUGAGAGACAACCUCGUAUUUAGUGGUAUUCCGGAGACUGAAGAGGAAAAUACAGAAGAAGUACUGAAAGAGUUCAUACGUGCAAAAAUGAAUUUCACAGAAGUUCCACAGUUCCACAGGGUACAUCGAAUGGGGAAGAGACUACCGGAUAAACACAGACCAAUCGUCGCAAAGUUCGUGCUGCAUAAAGAAAGAGAAAAAGUAAGAAAGGCCGCUCCAUCAAGCCUAGAGGGAAAGGGAUUUGGCGUUUACCAGCAAUUUCCCAGGGAAAUUAACGAGCGCAGGAAAGUUCUAUAUCCUCACUGCAAAAAAGCGAAACAACAAGGGAAGAAGGCUGUGAUGAUUGUGAACAAACUUAUCAUAGAUAGCAAACAAUUCUUUCCACCAAUUGGCAAAUUCGUGGCUGAUCCAGGCUCCAAUAAAGUUCCGAUGUAG